Somion occarium is the source of this 1554-nucleotide messenger RNA. NCBI's taxonomy places the organism in Eukaryota, Fungi, Basidiomycota, Agaricomycetes, Polyporales, Cerrenaceae. The record is from the annotation of a GenBank genome assembly.
UACUCACAGGUACUCACCCGCCUUGCACCCACUGCCAAAUAACCCAGUUCCUCCCCCAGGUUUCCUUCUACCUUGACUACUACUUCCUCCGUUCGUUAACUCUGGGAAGAAUAUCACGAUCAGAGAAAUUAGUAGCCUCGCAACGUAUACCACCUGACUUCAAAUUCGAUCAUGGACCAGGAUGAACUUCGCGCAGACAGUCCUCUGAUGACCAUGUCCAACUCUUUCCUAGGAGAGUCUGGGAUACUCUCAUUAUCGAUCCCAGGCCCUAGCAGAGAUUCUACGUAUUAUAUCUCGGAUGGGAAUACGGUGCUCUUAGUAGAGAACACAUUGUUCAGAGUUCAUCGGUCGACCUUGACCAAGGAUAAAUCAGCUUUCGAGACUAUGUUCCAACUCUCGUCUGAGACUGAUUCUGCGAGGUCAGAUUCGAGUAUGACCGUUGCACAGGAAGGUGACAGCGAUGACAAUCCUAUUCGGUUGCAAGGAGACAGUGCGGAUGAGUUCCGUGCUUUGCUUUGGGCUCUCUACGCACUACCUCAUGAACUUAUGCGCGUCACUUCGCCUGAGGCGAACUGCACGCAACUUGUCAACCUCACUCGUAUCACCCACAAAUAUCAGUUCCGCUCAAUAGAGGCAUGGGCACUGGGUGCUCUAAAUGCACACUAUUCACAUCCUAGUGCUUUCGAUGCACUUCCGUCUUCAAAUCCUCCAGCACUCCCUCACCCACAUCAGCAGACAAUAGAGUCUCCUCCCUCGCUGGUCCAGAUCACUGAAUUGGCAGCCCUGUGUGAGAGAGCUGAUCUCCUUGCUUCCGCCGUAGCACGAUGGAAACGUCAAAUAGGCGAGGGCAAGGAUCUUGCAGUCGCUAUUGACAUCGGUGAACGAUACAACUUGCGAUCGAUGCUAGGACUCGCGUAUCAUGCCAUGAUGCUCCUUGGGAAGUCUCACUGGGACCAAGACCCUUUGCUUACAAGGGAGCAGAAAAUCAAACUUUUGAGCGGUGCUUACUCUUUGGGAAAGUUCUGCGAUGCCCUCCCUUCCCAAUCACCUCCAUUGCAACACAGUGCAAGAUGCACCAGUCAGCAGCGAUGCAAUAAAUCUUGGGCUGGCUUAUGGAAGGCCGUUCUUGAGACGUCUACGCAGUUGAUGCCGGGAAUGCAACGCGAGGAUGUCCUAGGAAGGUUGAUGCUGGCUGAGAGUAUGGUGAAGGCAUUGAUGGAGAAGGAGAUACCCUCUCAAGGGUUCUUGGACGGCAUGCCACAUUGUAGGGAGAGUGCUUUAUUUGCUACUACGUUGCGUGUUAGAGAGUUUAGGGAUUCCUUGGCGGACCAUUUUUCUGACGACUUCUAAUAAUCCUUGAGUUCGGAUUUUGCUUCAUACCAUGCUCUUAUUUAUUCCCGCUUCUGCUUUACGUCUGUAUACAUAGUCUCAUUCGCUGUAGCUUGCUCGCCUCGCACUCUUUGCUUUCGUCUCACAUGCACAUAUAUGGUUUCCUCUUCUCAAUCUGCACGUAUAUUAGGCAAGUAGCCAACAACAAAGCUGGAGCGUGAAAUG